AUGUCGGCGAGUUGUCGACGCCUCAAAGAUGUUCUUUAUCGUCUUCAAAACUUGGACCCCGGCUCUUACGCGUUGAGGUGUGUGAAUGAUGACGUCGACUUACUGGCUACAGUGGGAAAGGAAGAAAAUGCUGUUGUUGAUUUCGAUGCAGAAUGGAAAACAGAUAUUUCUAAAGAUUUACCGCCAGUUAAAGAUUUAUAUAGCGGGGUCGAUGGUCAUGUUGUUUUGGUAUAUCACACAAUAAGGAAACAAAUACCUGGUGCUUUCCCUCACUUGUAUGCUGGAAAAGGUGUUAAGAGUGUAAAUUCAAACAAGGGGUUCAAAAAAGGAAAAAAAAGGUCGAGGAGCGGUAAGCAGAAAAGCAGAAAAAGCUUGAUAAAUCAGGACGAUCAAGGCCAGAAACGAAAUAUGGAAGCUGAAGCUGCCAAGUGA
Enterobius vermicularis (human pinworm) is the source of this 432-nucleotide messenger RNA. Lineage: Eukaryota; Metazoa; Nematoda; Chromadorea; Rhabditida; Oxyuridae. The record is from the annotation of a GenBank genome assembly.